AUGUCGUAUCCUAUCCCCAAACUCAAUGGCUUCUCGGCUAGCUUCAAGAACGGCGUGGCCAUCCUGGCCUACAACCGACCGGAAAGUGGAAAUUCGCUACACCCCACGGUACUAAAGUCUUACUUGGAUUCGAUGAAAUGGGCCGUCGCCAAUCCCGAGGUCAAGGUGAUUGUACAAACCGGAAUCGGCAAGUUCUUCACGACAGGGAGAGACAUGGGCGGAGACGGCGGCGAAUUCGACCCGCAAGAAGUCCUCAACAACUUCAAAGAGCUCAACGAGAUCCUCAUCACCUGUCCCAAGGUCCUCAUCGCCGCGGUCAACGGUCCGGCCGCCGGCUACGGCACCACCUCGCUCGCGCUCUACGACCUCGUGUACGCGGUGCAGGACGCCUACUUCUUCACGCCCUUUAGCAAGUGGGCGCUGUGCCCCGAGGGCUGCUCGAGCCGCAUGUCGGCGACGGAGCUCUGGACCGCCGGGCUCGUCACCAAGAUCAUCCCCGCGCACUCCAACGCCGCGUUCAUGGGCCAGGUGCUCGAGGUGGCCGAGAGGAUAGCCACGUACCCUCCCAUCGCGCUGGCCGCGUCCAAGAAGCUCAUGGAGGGGAACCGGCAGGCGGAGUUGCUGGCGGCGAACGAGAGGGAGUGCGAGUGUCUCGUGGAGCGGAUCGCGCACUCGGAGUGCAGCGAGGCGCUGUUGGGCUUUGCGGAGGAGCAGAAGCAGAAGAAGUCGAAGAAGAGCCGGCGUGGCCCGUCGCGUAUCUAG
This is a messenger RNA of Parascedosporium putredinis, 762 nucleotides long. The record is from the annotation of a GenBank genome assembly. NCBI's taxonomy places the organism in Eukaryota, Fungi, Ascomycota, Sordariomycetes, Microascales, Microascaceae.